Molecule: messenger RNA, 5785 nt
Organism: Leucoraja erinaceus (little skate)
Lineage: Eukaryota; Metazoa; Chordata; Chondrichthyes; Rajiformes; Rajidae
Product: protein spinster homolog 1-like
Exons: 12
Coding region: 1213-2655 (480 amino acids)
Biological process (GO): transmembrane transport
Cellular component (GO): membrane
Molecular function (GO): transmembrane transporter activity
Source: RefSeq, a predicted model, not a curated record
UACUCUGUUUUUGUGUGUUGCCUGAAACUAUGUACCUGUGAUGAUGGUGCAAGCAAGAUUUUCUAUUGUACUGUUACCUCAAAAUACUUGCACUCAACAAUAAAAUCACCGUGACUAUUGGAUCCUCCAAUAGCAAAGAACAACGUUGUUGAGAUUCUUGAAAGGUUAAAGAUUUAUAAACUGUAGGUACUAAAAAGGGUUGCCUCUACUUAAAGGAAGCAAAUCUGAUUCAGAUGGAAUGCAUCCAUGGUUGCACAGGGAAGUUAGGGAGAAAAUUACAAAGGUCCUGCUCAUAAUCUCCCAAACAUCUUUCGACUUGGAUCAAAAAUCUGUUGGUGGAAGAAAUCUAAAACAAUAACAGAACGCUGGAAACGUUCAGCAUAUCUAACAGUAAAAGUGGAGAGGAAAACAACCGAUGUUUCAGCUCGAGGACUCUUCAUCAGAACUGGAAUGGUGAGGGUCAAUCAAUUUGCAACGAGGGUCAGGUCAGAGAACAGAGGGAAUGUUUGCUACAGGGUGCAACUCAACGUUUUCAAGAUAAUAAUUAUGUUUAAAAAACCCCAUAAAUGGUUGAAAUAAGUUGAAAUCACACAAAUUGAUAAAGGAAGGUACAGAAAAAAGGUGAUUAGCCUAAAAUUGUUUAACACGAUAUUAACUUGAAACAAAUAGUAUAGAUGUGGAAUGGGGUCUGAGAUUUGGAAAAUUGCAAACUUCCCAGUCUUGUUCGAAAUAGUGUAUAGGGGAAACUCAGUACUAUAAUUACAAACCGGUCAUUUUAAAUACAGUGGUGGGUUUAGAGACAGGAGUCAGUGAGAGGAUGAACAGUCACUUCGACGAGUCUAGAUUGAUGAGAGAAAGCAUAAAUGUGUUUAAGGUGGUGUUUUGAUGAUCAUUCAGUGAGGGAAUCAAACCUGUACACAGCGAGUGGUUGGGUCCAAGUGGAGGCAGAUUGAACAGUGGCGUUGAAAACAGUGAUGGAAAAAAACAACAGAAAUGCGGGUAGUAGGAGUGUCUGGGUGGCUCUAACACCGAAUGCAGGGGCUGAAUGGCCUCUUCCCGUGCUGAAACCACGCUGUGAGCAGCUGACAUCGAGGGACUGCCUCUGCUGCCGAGCAGUGCAAGCAGCAAGUGACAGUGUCUGGCUAGUUACCGAGGAGAUUCCUCCCGCCGUUAUACUUUCCAGGACAGCCUUCUCUCCCCGAAGCAGCGCCGAUGGCAAGCGGCGGCGGGCACUCCAGCCCGGGCACCCCCGGGGACUCGGACACAGCGCCGGUCACCGUGCAGACCAGCGGCAGCACCGGCUUUCAUCUGUCCCGGACCAGGUCCUGCGGCGCCGUUCUCAUUCUGUUCUUCAUUAACAUGUUGAAUUACAUGGAUCGGUACAUCAUUGCAGGUAUACUGAAGGAGGUUCAGGUUUACUUCGACAUAGAUGACGGAUUAGCUGGUUUAUUGCAAACAGUCCUUACCUGCAGCUACACGGUGUCGGCCCCACUCUUUGGUUACCUGGGUGAUCGAUACAACAGGAAGAUCCUCAUGGGCAUCGGAAUAAUCAUAUGGAGCAGUGCGGUACUGGCAGGAUCCUUCGUUAAUAAGUCUGGCUUUUGGUUGUUAAUUUUGUGCUUGUCGGUUGUCGGGAUAGGGCAAGCCAUUUACUCUACAAUCGCACCCACUAUUAUCGCAGACCUUUUCACAGAUGCCAAAAGGACGUGGGCUCUCUCUUUCUUCUACAUUGCAAUUCCAGUGGGAAGUGGCCUUGGUUACAUCCUUGGGUCUGCUAUGUCCCGGCUGACCUGCGACUGGCACUGGGCAUUGAGGGUGACCCCAUGUCUUUGUUUUGUUGCCUUGUUCCUCCUGAUCUUCCUGGUGCCCGAUCUUCCACGAGGAGCGGCAGAAAACCACACGGACUCCCUGCUCUCCAGAACCUCCUGGCUGCAGGAUCUGAAAUACCUGGUGACAAACUGGAGUUUCAUGUUGUCAUCCUUUGGGGCCGCAGCUGUCAUCUUCACGACCGGCGUGCUCGGAUUCUGGGGACCCAUCUACCUGAACCGUGCCCAGACCAGGCAGCCGCCAGAAGAGAAAAAAGUCAGCUCCAAUGACAGCAUAAUAUUCGGCUCCAUCACCUGCGUGGCGGGCAUCCUUGCAAUCGUGAUCGGGGCACUGAUUUCAAGACACUUACGGAAAAAGAACCCUCAUGCAGAUCCUCUUAUUUGUGCAGCUGGCCUGUUGUUGAGCACACCUUUCUUGUUCUCCGUCAUCGUGGUGGCCAGCAAGAGCAUUGUAGCCGCAUACAUUUGCAUCUUCUUUGGUGACAUGUUCCUUGCUAUGAAUUUUUCAAUAGUUUCAGAUAUUCUCUUGUAUGUCGUGAUUCCAUCUCGUCGCUCGAUGGCGGAGGCCGUCCAGAUCACCAUCUCCCACAUACUCGGCGAUGCCUUCAGUCCAUACAUCGUUGGUGCUAUCUCCACAGCUCUUCAGAAGUCUCAACCGAAUUUCAUCGAGAAGGAGUUUGAGAGUCUGCAGCAUGCUCUCUUAAUCUGCCCAUUUGUUACUAUUAUCGGGGCAGGCUUAUUCCUUUGGACUGCUCACCACUUAAAGGAGGAUCAAGAGAAUGCACUGAACUAUAUUCAAGAUUCUGCAAAUGUGAUCACCACGAACUGAGGUAAAGGGCACGUAACUGUGCCUGUGGACAAGAUCCCGAGCGGAAAUGGGCACUCGCAUUGCCAGCUGAAGGAGGCAAUUGACUGAAUUCUACUGUAUCAGGCGAUAGGUUAUUUAAAAACACUGGCAGUGUUGAUUUCUGCACAAGUGAACGCGAUGUUUUUCUGCGUGGCUUUUUGAAAGCAUCUUUCUCCUCUCCAUCUCCCACUCUUCACCUUCUCCAUUAGUGUGUAUACCAGGCUGAGCUUGCUAUGGAUUCGAUUUCUCAGUUGAGGGGGCUGUGUUGUUGCUGGCAGAGCUAGCUUUCUUGCCUAUUGCUAUUUGUCUGUGAGAGCAGUGGUUGUUGUAUCGCCACCUUGAACUGCUCUGGUGCCUGUAAAGAACAGCCUCUCACAGGGACGUGAGGUCGGGGGUUGCAGGGAUUACCCUGUGUUGCUGAAAAUUGUUUCGCAGGUUACAAACUCUUCCCUAUCAUGAAAGAAAAUUAUUUGAAUGAAGCACUUGCUGCCUCCUUGCCCAGAGGAGCCCUAACUGAAUGCAGGGAUAGAAAGAACUGCAUUUAGAAAAACCUUUUUAUGAUUUUUGGGUUGUUCAAAAGCACUUUCACCAAUUAACUAUCAACCCCUCUCCCCUGACCCUCAGUCUGAAGAAGGGUCUCGACCCGAAACGUCACAUAUUCCUUCUCUCCAGAGAUGCUGCCUGUCCCACUGAGUUACUCCAGCAUUUUGGAUCUAUCUUCAGUGUAAACUAACAUCUACAGUUCUUUCCUACACAACUAUCUUUGGAGCGCGGCCACUGUUGUAACGGAAAUGCCGCAUUAGCAUUGCCUCCGUGUGGUCUCGCAGGCAGCACUGAAGUGAUAACAGAUAAAUAAAUAAUAUGCCUUUUUUAUGAUCAGCUGGAAAGCAAGUACUAGCCAUAACCUCAGGGAUGAGUGCUGUUGGAUCUUUACCACCACCUGUGGGGAGAUUCAGUUUGAACUUUUCAUGUACAGAAGGCUGGAGUUGUUUAACUUUGGAACUUGGUUGUCUAAUAACAAUUCAAUUAAGAAAGUUGAACGCCUCUUUUGCCAUGUUGGUGUUAAGAACUGCCGAUGCUUCACUCAGGUGCCAUCCUCGUUCCACUCUUAUCUCUGCCACUUGUUCCUUCACAAGUUCACAAGUGAUAGGAGUAGAAUUAGGCCAUUUGGCCCAUCUAGUCUACUCCACCAUUCAAUCAUGGCUGAUCUCUGCCUCCUAAUCCCAUUUUCCUGCCUUCUGCCCAUAACCUUUGACACCCGUUUUAAUCAAGAAUUUGUCUAUCUCUGCAUUAAAAAUAACCACUGACUUGGCCUCCACAGCCCUCUCUGGCAAUGAGUUCCACUCAUUAACCACCCUCUGACUAAAGAAGUUCCUCCUCACCUCCAUUCUAAAAGAGCUCCCUUUAAUUCUGAGGCUAUGACCUCUGGUCCCAGACUCUCCCACCAGUGAGUCUGAUCUCCCCAUCCACUCCAUGCCUUUCAUUAUUCUGUAAGUUUCCAUGAGGUUCCCCCUCAACCUCCUAAACUCCAGCGAGUACAGGCCCAGUGCUGUCAAACGCUCAUCAUAUGCUAACCCACACAUUCCUGGAAUAAUUCUUGUAAAUCUCUUCUGGACCCUCUCCAGAACCAACACAUCCUUCCUCAGAUAUGGGGCCCACAUUUGCUCACAGUAGUCCAAAUGCUGCCUGACCAGCACCAUGUGUCUGGACUUUGAGUAGCAGCAUGUUAUUUGAUCACAGUGAGCAUCGUGGCAAAAACUGCACUUUCCGCAUUGCCCCAGGACCAAAGACUUUCUCUUUCCCAGUAACGUUGCUGGAUAUUACGGUUAUCUUUACCAUCUUCCCUCAUAAUGUAAUAAACCAAACUAAAAAACGACUGCAGUUCUAUGGUAAUCCCACCUAAAAUGGCAGCUGGUAAUGGACAAAUAAUGAAAUAAAAAAGCAAAGUUUAGUUUGGUUUCAAUAUAACAUGGAAACAGGCCCAUCUACCACUAUGUUAUCCCAGUUUAGCAUCCUGCACCCUAGGAGCAAUUUACAGAAGCCUAUUAACCUAAAAACCUGCACGUCUUUGAAGUGUGGGAGGAAACCGGAGCUCCCGGAGAAAACCCACGCAGGUCACAGGUUGGACGGACAAACCCAGUGACAGUGUGCGCUCCUGGAGCCAUUUAAUCCAGUUCAGUCAAAUCUACACCAACAAUGCAUUCAACAUGGGGCUCAGUCAUCGUGACUUCAGGGAGAUAAUUUAUCCUUUGUGUCAGCGAGUAGGAAUUUUUAUUUUUUUCAUCUUGACAAGUUAAACUGUGAAUCUUUGUCAGAAUUUUCUUUUGUCGUGGGAUUUACUUUUAUAAUGAUUCACUUGGAGUGAAAAUCAAUCGUGUUCUAUUUCCACUGACGCUCCUUAUUUAUGUUGUGUUAAUAUUCAGACCAUUGUUGGAAUCCACAUACAAUACAACUGCCAACAAGUUUGAGGAACAGCAUUGGGAAUGUAUAUGCAGACAAAGGAAAGGGAAAUCCGGAAAUAUUCUUAUCAGGAAUGUGGAUGGGGAAACUUGUUGGUACAAACUGUUUAAACUUGACUUUGGUGGCCCAGGACAAGCUUGGAUUGGUACGUUUCCGGUCUCCUUUUCUCUUCCUGGCUGUGUUUGUUUUGGUCACUUCAAGCCUGGUCUCCGAGUGGAACUAUCAGUGAUUGAAAAUUGAGUGGAAUUAGUUUGCUGAGAGAGUGUGAUAGGCAGAGAGAGUGGCCAUUUUACUCCGUGUACGAUCUGCGCUCAACUUGACCUGUGUGUCUGGUAUGAACAGUUUAGUUUAGAGAUACAGCAUGGUAAUAGUUCCUUCGGCCCACCAACCAACGAUACCCAUACACUAGCACCAUCCUAGACAAGUGGGGACAAUUUACAAUUUUACUGAAGCCAAUUAACCUGCAAGCAAGACACACAAAGAAAACCCACGCGGUCACAGGGAGAAUGUACAAACUCCGUACAGACGGCACCCGUGGUCAGGAUCAAACCCGGGUCUCUGGCACUGUAAGGCAGCAACUCUGCCCUGCGAAUACUAAAAGUUCAGAAAUGUUGACAGUAGUAAUUAUGCACAGACAUUUUUCAUAAAACAC